This is a messenger RNA of Colletotrichum navitas, 1189 nucleotides long. RefSeq names its product SAM-dependent RNA methyltransferase. Lineage: Eukaryota; Fungi; Ascomycota; Sordariomycetes; Glomerellales; Glomerellaceae. Gene Ontology annotation, molecular function: protein-arginine omega-N monomethyltransferase activity. Gene Ontology annotation, biological process: peptidyl-arginine methylation. The transcript is spliced from 5 exons. The record is from RefSeq and is a predicted model, not a curated record. Bases 171 to 788 code for a protein of 205 amino acids.
UGGCUUCCCAAACAAGCGUUUGACCACAGCUCUCAGCCCGUCCUCGCAAUAGACUAGACCAACCCCAUCGGCUCAAAACGCAUUACGCGGCCUCCCUUUCCAUACCAUUUCCAGCCUUGGCCCAGUCGCACCUUUGACGUCCACCGGAACGGUUCCGAAAUAGCACAAUAAUGCCAGGCAAGACGUACAUUGUCGAACAUCUCGACCCCGAGCUUGGCCCCUGGUCGGAACUCGAGUACAUCGCCAUCGCCAAAGAAACCCACGCCGCCGGCGGCACCUUCCUGCUGUCCUCCCUGCCCUCCGGUUUCGUCGCCCCGGACAAGUUGAAGCAGAUCCCGGCCUUCGAGGCCGAGGCCCGGGGUGUCGAGGAGCUUUACGCCCAGGACAAGUCCCGAGUGUGCCUGCUCGACCCCGCCGCCGCCAGCGACCUGAGCCCCGACGACGGUGAAAAAUUUGACGCCUUUCUUUUCGGCGGCAUUCUGGGCGAUGACCCCCCUCGUGACCGCACCUCCGAGUUGAGGAAAAAGGGCUUCGAAGGGAGACGCCUGGGCCCGACUCAGAUGACCACUGACACGGCCGUCCGUGUCACGAGAAUCGUCGUCGAGGAGAAGACGCCCUUGGAUAAGAUCCCCUACGUUACCUACCCUGAGCUAAAGUUCAGUGACCAUGAGAGCACCGAGAUGCCUUUCAAGUAUGUCACGGACAAGAAUGGGCAGCCAAUCAUGCCUGAGGGUAUGGUUGACCUCAUCAGAAAGGAUGCCGAUAAGGCAAUUGAUGAUCUCUUCUAAUUUGAUACCAACCCCAAUUGAACAUGAAACGUUUUUAUAAGCUCACACGGCCGAUGCACGACUUCAUGAAAAUUCCGUGACGUUGCGUCCAUCUUGCAAAUUUGGAGAAAAAACAAAGGAUAAAAAUUAUUUAAAAAAAAACCCCUCGCCACCAGUUGAAUAACAUUUGCGUCGGAACCGCGUUGCAUCGUCAGAACAACCCUAGAUCUCGCCAUAUAGAAGACGAGAGCGAUAGAGGGUACUGAAAUGAUAGGAGACGGAUAGCUCUCGGUCCAUUUCGAACCUCAAUGCCGCGCAGGUUUGAUGCCGGUCAUUGUUGACCCCGCACCGGAGAUCGGCCAUCGCUUGACGGAGGGAGGGAUGUGAGGCUUUAAUACUGUGGUUGGCCCGCCCCUCGUAUC